AUGUUAGGACUUCAGGCCAAGACCGCAGGUAAAGACGCGCUUCCUCAUCAGAAGUCUCCAGCCAUCCCCAUCAACAAGGAACCUGCAAGGAAGUUUGCCCCGGUGGUGACCAGUCCUGCUCCCCCUGCUGCUGAGGUGGUGAAGUCAUCAGUGUUGCCUCAGGUAGACAUCGUACCCAGCAGUAACAUCAAGGAUAUCAUCAGACAGUAUGACUCUCCUCCGCCCGUGACUGAUGCUCUACCGCCCGGCAAGAGGAGACCAGAGGGGAAGUUUAUGAAGAUGCAGAAUCCUCGUGAUGAAGCGCUACAGAUCCUCAAACCUCAGAUGGACAACCCUCCACCACAGCCCAAGCGUCCGUUAGGCCCAAGCCCCUCUGCGAUGGCUCUAAAGGAAGCAGGGAUUAACCCCACCAAGAGGGCCAAGAAGAGGGCCCCUGAACGCCCUCAACCACUCCCUCUACCAGUAUCGCGAGAGCUGCCAGUGGAGGCGGAGACUAUUCAGACCCAGCUCCAUCACACCACACACCAAGAACACUACACCUACACCAACGUACCCUGGAAGAUCUACAUCAGGAAGGAGGUGUUCUACCCUAAAGACAGCUCCAACCAUCCCCUGGUGCUGGACCUCAUUUUCAAACAGAUAGUGAGUGACACUCUGUCUCAGGCAUGUGUUAGAAUCUCCAAUCGGGAGAGAAUGAAGAUGAAGUCUCUGUUUGAGAAACGUGGCGUAGAGCGGAACGUGGACGAGGCGGUGAAGAAGGAGGUUGUCACAGUAGCCAAGGAAUCCUGGGAUAUUUAUUUCUCAUGCCUAUUUCCUGCCUCUGGUAGUGCAGGUACAGGUGUACAGGUGUUGUCCGUGUCUCACACCGGGAUCAGGCUCCUGAAGACAGUGAAGAGCAGCACUGACGAAGUCGGACUACUUCAGAGUCCUACGACAUUACACGACUCUGAGUAUGUGGUAGCAGAGCGUCCUCGUGACAGACUCAGCUCUCCUCUGCUCGCUUUCCAUAAAGGUUGGAAGUUUGGAGGGGUGUUUGGUCGUGCAGGGGCGUUCCCGACAGAUUGUGUCCGUCCCGUCGCCGCCCCUGACUUCCUGCCCCUCCCGGUCGACCGCAGGGCGGAGCUUAAAGGAGGAGCAGGGCGGGUUGCCGUGACAUCAGCUAUGGCUGUGGCCGUGGCGUCCAGCGCGGCCGCUCACGAGAUAGACCCAACCCUGGAGGAGGGGUUUGAUGAGGUCCUAGAGAUCGACGACAGCAUUCUGCAGGACACGAUACGAUAUGGUGGAGUUGCUUUAGACAACCGGCUGCUAAGGGGCACACACACAUUGAUGAGGGCCUCUGUGAAGUCCAAGAAGCCCAAAGACACCAGAGAUCCCUUUGAAAUGGUCAGGUUACAAGAAGUGUAA
Oncorhynchus keta (chum salmon) is the source of this 1404-nucleotide messenger RNA. Its product is annotated as unconventional myosin-XV-like. NCBI's taxonomy places the organism in Eukaryota, Metazoa, Chordata, Actinopteri, Salmoniformes, Salmonidae. The coding region runs from base 1 to 1404 and encodes 467 amino acids. The record is from RefSeq and is a predicted model, not a curated record. The transcript is spliced from 15 exons.